AUGGAUGCUUUAAACUCGAGGGAACAACAAGAAUUUCAAAAGAUUGUUGAACAAAAGCAAAUGAAAGACUUCAUGCGCCUAUAUUCGAACUUAGUCGAAAGAUGUUUCAGCGACUGUGUCAACGAUUUCACGUCGUCUAAGCUCACUAGCAAAGAACAGACUUGUAUCAUGAAAUGUUCCGAAAAAUUUUUGAAGCACAGCGAAAGGGUAGGCCAACGAUUCCAAGAACAAAACGCGGCAUUGAGUCAAAGUUUGGGCCGCUAA
Messenger RNA from Lachancea mirantina, 264 nucleotides. Lineage: Eukaryota; Fungi; Ascomycota; Saccharomycetes; Saccharomycetales; Saccharomycetaceae. The record is from the annotation of a GenBank genome assembly.